Polypterus senegalus (gray bichir) is the source of this 1404-nucleotide messenger RNA. RefSeq names its product renal cancer differentiation gene 1 protein-like. The coding region runs from base 105 to 407 and encodes 100 amino acids. The transcript is spliced from 3 exons. NCBI's taxonomy places the organism in Eukaryota, Metazoa, Chordata, Cladistia, Polypteriformes, Polypteridae. The record is from RefSeq and is a predicted model, not a curated record.
UAUAGUGGGUGGUUGAACCGUGGGAGAUAUGGGCGGGAAGUUGGAAAGUGUGUUACAGUUUUAGUGAUAAGAAAAUUGCAUCGUACACGGAACCGCUCCGCACAAUGGCAUCAGAAUCGAGAAGCAGUAUCGGUAAUUGUUCAAAUAUCAAUGAGAUUGAACUACAAAUUGACCAGGCAACAAUCAGUUUGACCACAAUCCUAGAAGCUACGACUUUGUUAUCAUCUCAAGUGGAAGACUUGGCUUCUAAGUGUUCAGCCAAUGCACAGUUCCUAAAAGCAUGGCAACAGCUGCUGAAGGAGGGCUGUGAGUCUUUGAAUAAAAGUGGAUUGUGGGAGUCAGAGCCCAUCCUGGCAGCACUUGGUCCAAGAAAAACCUACUGCAAGGACCUGGCAGCCCUUUAUUGAAGAGCAGACAUCCACACUUGGACCAUUUUUGCUUCCAAUUAACCUGUUGUGCAUGGUUUUGGGUGGUAUGGAAUGUAAACCCCACUUGAACACAGGGAAUAGUGGAGAUAAUGGCAGGAUGUGGGAUUCUAACCAAGGAUGCUGGUUUCGGUCUGGGACAAGGAUUGUGUUUUGUUAACUAUGUAGUUGAAUAGACACUUGGUAUAAAUCCAUCCGUCCAUUAUCAACAUUACUUAAUCUGGUUCAGGGUCACUGAAGGCAGAUGCAUCAAGUGGAUGUCACUUUAUAAUUUAAAUAUGUUGUAUUUUCUUACCAAUGUUAGUCUAAUGAGGAGAGUAACGAUUUAAUCUGCUUUAAUGCGAUUUAUAUUUAUAUUUUCUUCUUUUGCAUGUGAUGUAAAAUAAAAAAAAAGUGCAUUAAAAGGUCUUAUACAAAAUAUAGACAACAAAUGUGAUAUUUUAUCUAAAUGUAUACAUUCUUCUUGUAUGAAGUAUUGCAACAUAAGGAACUUUCUUAUUAGAAUCUGGCUUUGUAAAAAAAAAUAAAAUAAAAUACAACAAAUUCAUAUAUAACAAAAGUAUUUAAAUUAGGACACCAUUAAAAAAGGAAAAGGUUUUUUUAAUUACAGGUUGUACAAAGUUUUACAUUGUAACCAUGAUCUGCUCCGUUAAUUAUUUUAUGCAAAUAUGACUCAUUUUUACAGUUUGUCUUUAAUGAAAUGAUAAAAUACACAAAGCUAUGAAAAUGUAAUAUUUAUAAAACAUUUACAUUAUACAAAAUAUAUAUACAUUUAAAAGAAAUACUUAAUGUUCUGAUUUACCUUUCUACAUUUUAAAGUUGUCUUUUGACAAGUGUCUUAAUAAUUUGGCCAUUUUGUUUGUUACUCGGGCUUUAUGUAAUUAACGUUGUAUCCAAUGUUAAUAUUCUUUGUCUCUCUGGGUUAUUUUGUCACAAUUUCCUUAAGUUAAUUCUAAUUAAAUUGCAUUAUUUGAAAUUA